This is a messenger RNA of Phoenix dactylifera (date palm), 4320 nucleotides long. Its product is annotated as putative polygalacturonase. Gene Ontology annotation, biological process: carbohydrate metabolic process. Lineage: Eukaryota; Viridiplantae; Streptophyta; Magnoliopsida; Arecales; Arecaceae. Gene Ontology annotation, molecular function: polygalacturonase activity. The record is from RefSeq and is a predicted model, not a curated record.
GAAAAUUGCCAGCCAUGGAGUACUAAAUUUACUCCGCGGAUUACCAUAAUCCCGUGAGCUAUCUUAUUAUAUUAGUGCUAUUCCAGAGGCUGGCUCCUGACGUGGGAAAUGAGACAUGGAACUCCCGCAGAAGCCAUGGCUCGCUUGCAAGGCAUGGUGGUGGGGUGGUCUGAGGCGGCCUUCAUGUGCCAUCCUCCUCGGAACCAUGGCCCUUUUGGGCCUUUCAUGGCUCCAGACCACCCCUUCCCGGGUGGCGGUGGUGCCGGCGAUAACACCGCCGGCCCCUGAUGAUGUCGGUGCCGGGCCGGUGAGAAGCUGCUCCAGCUUCUACCGGCCCGGCCGGUCAAGAGGGGUGGUCUUUUCUAUUGAAAGAUUUGGUGGGGUGGGAGACGGCAAGGCUUCAAACACUGAGGCGUUUCGGAGGGCUAUGGAUCAUCUCAGGAAGUUUGGAGACAAGGGUGGGUCUCAACUCAAUGUUCCAAAGGGGAGAUGGGUCACCGGAAGCUUUAAUCUCACCAGCAACUUCACUUUGUUUUUGGAGAAGGGAGCAGUUAUCUUGGGGUCACAGGAUCCCAAGGAGUGGCCUGUUAUAGAGGCCUUGCCGUCGUAUGGACGUGGGAGGGAGAGAUGGGGAGGGCGCCAUAUCAGCCUCAUCCAUGGGGAUGGACUCACUGAUGUUGUUAUUACCGGACAGAAUGGGAGCAUCGAUGGGCAAGGAAGGAUGUGGUGGGAUAUGUGGUGGAAUAGAACACUGGAACGCACUAGGGGCCAUCUCCUUGAAUUGGUUAAUUCAAACAACAUUUUAAUCUCCAACCUCACCUUCCUCAAUUCUCCUUUUUGGACAAUUCAUCCAGUUUACUGCAGUGAUGUGGUAAUAAAAAAUUUAACAGUUUUGGCACCUCUUCAUUCUCCAAACACUGACGGGAUCGAUCCAGACUCGAGUACAAAUGUGUGUAUCGAAGACUGUUACAUCGAGAGUGGGGAUGAUCUAGUUGCUGUAAAGAGUGGAUGGGAUCAGUAUGGUAUUUCCAUGGCUCGUCCUAGCUCAAACAUUGUUAUCAGAAGGGUUUCAGGCACCACUCCCACCUGCUCAGGUGUCGGAAUUGGAAGCGAAAUGUCUGGUGGGAUAUCCAAUGUGGUGGUGGAAGAUCUGCAUGUCUGGGAUUCUGCUGCUGCAGUUCGAGUGAAGACAGAUAUGGGCAGAGGGGGAUAUGUUAGCAACAUUACAAUAACUAAUGUGAAAAUGGAGAGGGUUAAAAUACCUAUAAGAUUCAGCAGGGGUUCCAACGACCACCCUGAUGAGGGCUGGGACAGAAAGGCACUUCCUAGAAUCAAUGGUGUUUACAUCAGCAAUGUUUUUGGUCUCAGCAUAGAGAAAGCACCAGUUUUAGAGGGCAUCAAGGGUGCAAAGUUUGAAGGUCUCUGUUUGAGAAAUGUUAGUUUGGGUGGUUUAGGCCCUGAGGCUAAAUGGCGUUGUGAAUUUGUUGCUGGAGAAGCCUAUGAUGUGUCCCCAGUACCAUGCCUCCAGCUUAGGAGCAAUGGAUCUAAAUCUUGGUGCAAGCACACCUAAGUCUCAAAUUGCCUAUGAAUGUGACCAUCCUCACAUCAGCUUUUGGAAGAGUAAUAGCCUGAAUUUUAUCAUUUUUUGUACUUUUCUUUUCUUUUGAUAGGUAAAGUCGGAUACACACAAAUUCUAAUGUACAAAGAAAUUUUCAGAAAAGAGUAGUGUCUAUCAAUUUUCAAUAGCAAGGAAGCUCAUAAGUUCUAUGCAAUUCCUUCAUACAAUGAAACCGAAAUACUGUUCUAGGUAUCUUGUCUGCUUGUUCUACUACAGAGAAGCCUCUUCUCAAUGUCAUUAUUUUUUCAUUUAUACCUCUGUAAUCAUUUCCCUAAAUGCUCUGUUAUUUUUUCUGAAACAGUAUACUAUCAUUUUAUCCAUUUGGCCCGGAUAUAUUUUUGAUGAUAUACAUACAUAUAUACAUAUAUCCAACUUGAAAUCUGGUCAACUGGAUUCUGCUCUCUCCGGAUAUAUAUAGUAUGUGAGGAUCCGUGCGGCCAUGUGUUUAGUUCUGCAUCGGUUAUUCGCCGGAAAGAUCUUGGAUACUUCUAAUACCAUGAAAACCAUAAAAUAACUUCUGGCUAGUCUUUUUAGAUGAAGUUUUGGAUUGUUACAAAUGGUAUCAGAGCGAACCUGGUCUAUAGCUUAUAUGGACUAUAGGACACUAUGGCAAGGGCUCAUUGAGGCUGACUUUAUGAUUAGAUUUGAAUGGAUUUGGACUUUAGCCUGACGAAGAUGCUAGAGCAUAAACGGAGGGAGUAUGUGAGAAUCCGUGUGGGUGUGUAUUUAGUCCCACAUUAGUUAUUUACCAGAGAGAUCUUGGAUACUUAUAUAGGACUAAGAAAUUCAAAACAAUAACUUUCAACUAGUCUUUUUGGAUGAAGUUCUGAGUUGUUACAUAGCAAACAAUAAGAACAAAUACACCGAAACAAUUUCGAAAAGGCAUAUGAGGCAUAUACCUUUCUCACUGUUUGCGUCAUGUUUUUGCUUCUUUUUUUAUUUCCCUUUUUUUUUGAGAAAGUUUUUGCUUCUCUUAUUGUUUUCUAUACUCCUUUCUUAGCCAAAGGACAUAAUAAUGGCCACCUGAACACGUUACAUACUUUCUCUUAGAUACUGAAAUUUGGUCAGGUGUCUGUUGUCGAAAGCUGCAUCUUAAAAUGGAUAUUGGCUUGGAACAUCCAUAGACUUGGACCUGUAUUUGGCUUGGAAUAACUCUAUGAUGCAUACUAGAAGAUAUACUGCUAUUAAGUAUACUAUCACACAUUAUUUCUUGCUUCAUGUUUCUAAAACUUUGUUUCUCAUUGUGGUGAUUGUGUAUGUAACAUCAGAUGCAAGACAUGCAGAUGUAUUUCGGGAUGCUACAAUUAGCUAGCUAAUUACCAGGACAGCUUAUGCAACUCUGGUCAUGUACUUCAAAUUUGAUUCUGUUUUUGGUGCAAAAAAGAAGCACUAAAAUACAAUCAGGGGAGAGGGAGAGAGAGAGCGCAAAGAUUGAUGGAAAUAAAAGUUGGUUCGGUGGACUAGUUGAACAAAGGAAGAUUGACUUCACUGUGCGAGUUUAACUCUAUUGAUUUACAAGCAAGAACACAGGAGGCUCUCUAAUUGCCGAUGGUCAUAAAGGGAAGAAAAUCUUCAGUAAAGGUCAUUAUAGGUUUACUUCAGCAUGAUGAAAGCCUUCGCUACGACUUAGAAUAUCCAAACAUUAUAAUACAAUUAAACAUUUUUAGCGAUAACAGUGAAUACUUUGGCAAAUUCUGUCAACAGAGUAACAUUGUCUUCAUAGAAAAUCCUAUUAUUACAUAAGUAUUCAUCAAUUUUCUCGGUUGUUUUUCAUUGGCUCAUGCAAAAAAUUUUGCAUGCACACAUGCAUUGACAUACAACUAAGGCAUGCAUUGUAUAUGUUGAAAUGAAUAGUUGCAAGAAAAGAAAACCUUAGUAAUGAACAUUAAAGAUAACAUCUCUAAAACCAAUAUUUCUCCAAAAAUAAAAAGUAAAUUCAAUUUAUUAGAUACUUAAGAUUAAAUAUUAUGUUUAUAAAUUCGUAUUAUUGAUCCCAUCGCUUUGCUAUGCCCAAGAUCCAAUUAGGGGAUUAGCAUUUUGCAAUAAUCUUGAUCAGAAAUUGGCUACCAACGUAUUUCAUCUUUUUUUCAUUUCAUCUAUAAGUAUAAGCUUAUCUUUGCCGAAUAAGAUCAAAGAAGAAUUGACAAACUUGUUCAGUUAUUUCUUACUAAUAAUAUUAAAUUAUUGAUUAAACUCUACCGAUCCAUUAUGGAUUUCUGAAAAGAUAUAGAACCAAUGUAACUAAUCAUUCUCUGCAUUUAUUUUAUCCUAUCUCUCUAAUCUUAGAGUAGAAAGAAAACAAUAUAAGCAGCAGCAGCAACAAUGUACCUUGUUGGCUUUGCUUUUCUCAAGAUACUCUUCGAUGAUGCCGGCAAUUAACUGACGAGGCGGUGGCUGCUGUGGUGAACAGAGCGGCAGCCAGGCCAAGAAGUGCAGGCCUUCUUCCUUCAAUUCCUCUUCCUUCUUUUGGUUCUGCUGCCCAAUUCUGGGCAAGAAGACAAUCGACGUGGUCGAUGCUAUAGGUAUGAGCUUCAAGCUGGAUUCUGGUGCUCCUGAGCGCAUAGUACCAAGCCAAGGCACCGGAGUUCAUGGCAGCCAUUUAUUCUUAUUGGAAGGAAAAGGAAACCCACUUGCAUGAAGAGAUGUGGGUGUUCUUGGCUAUGAAUGGGCUGGGAAAGAAUGGUGGUGAGAGAAAGAACGGG